Messenger RNA from Labeo rohita (rohu), 837 nucleotides. Its product is annotated as gap junction beta-4 protein. The record is from RefSeq and is a predicted model, not a curated record. Lineage: Eukaryota; Metazoa; Chordata; Actinopteri; Cypriniformes; Cyprinidae. Gene Ontology annotation, cellular component: connexin complex. Gene Ontology annotation, biological process: cell communication. The transcript has 3 exons. The coding region runs from base 1 to 837 and encodes 278 amino acids.
AUGUCGGAACUGCUCAUCGAGUUUAGACGACUGAGAUUUGAGGGGCUCAUCAGCAUCAGAUGGACUAGUACCCUGAUUUUGAACUGGACAUCCCUACAGGCCCUGCUUGGAGGAGUUAACAAAUACUCCACCAUGUUUGGCCGUGUCUGGCUAUAUGUGGUGAUUGUGCUGCGAAUUCUGGUGUAUGUGGUGGCUGUUCAACAGGUGUGGGAUGAUGAUUGGCAAGAAUUCAUCUGCGUCACCAGGCAAACAGGCUGUACUAAUGUCUGCUACGACCAUUUUUUCCCCAUCUCUCCCAUCCGUCUAUGGGCUCUCCAGAUUAUUCUUGUCACAAGCCCGUCUCUCAUGGUGGUGGCUCACACCAAAUAUCGUGAAAUGAAGGACAAGAAGUACACCACUACCCACCAGGGUAAACACCUGCAUGCCGCCCCAGGGAAGAAGUGUGGAGGGCUGUGGUACACCUACAUGCUCAGCCUGGUGUUGAGAGCAGGCUUUGAUGCAGGCUUCCUCUACAUUUUGUACAUAAUUUAUCAUUUUGAGAUGUUCAGCCGAGUUGUUAAAUGCAAUGUGUCACCUUGUCUAAAUACAGUUGACUGCUACAUCUCCCGUCCUACAGAGAAGACAAUCUUCAUCUUCUAUAUGGUUGUCACCUCUUCGAUAUGCAUCUUCAUGUGUAUCUGUGAGAUAUUCUACCUAAUUAACAAAAAAGUUUGCACGUACAAAAGAAAACAGCAAAACCAGAAAACGGUCAAUUACAGGAUGGAUCCAUUAAGGGUGGAUCCAAAAGCCUCAUCCAACCAGAACAUCAGUAAUGUGCACACAGUGAUUGUGGACUGA